Messenger RNA from Betta splendens (Siamese fighting fish), 4951 nucleotides. It is a transcript of the gene arhgap31, whose product is annotated as Rho GTPase activating protein 31. The transcript has 12 exons. Gene Ontology annotation, biological process: small GTPase-mediated signal transduction. The coding region runs from base 440 to 4084 and encodes 1214 amino acids. The record is from RefSeq and is a predicted model, not a curated record. Gene Ontology annotation, molecular function: GTPase activator activity. NCBI's taxonomy places the organism in Eukaryota, Metazoa, Chordata, Actinopteri, Anabantiformes, Osphronemidae.
GACUGUGGAAUGAAGGAAAAGAGGAGGGGAGAAAGAAGCAGAGUGAGACUGGCUGGGGGUAAGAAAACAACAGGAAACCCAGCGCUUCUAAUGCUGUUUCUGCAAAUCCCUCACAGAUAGCACGGUGGGCUGCCACGUCCCAGCCGAGCGCGAGGAGCGCCGCCGCGUCUUUUCCGUCUUUGAUCCCCACUCGAAGCAGGAGCAGCAAUGUAACAGGCUCACAGUUUCAAACGUGACGUCACUUCUGCUCUCAGCCUCCGACAGUGUGGUUAGUCAGAAUGUGAGCGGAUGCAGACUUCUGGGAGCUGAUUUCUGGGAUUUCUAUGUGGCUGCUUUUCCACCGACAAACUCAGCCUUGUUCUCGGGGCCAUGUGGACCGAUCGCCGUGCCGCUGAGGACCUUUGAUGUUUUAAACAUCUGCACCACUAACUGGAGCCACAUGAAGAAUAAGGGGACAAAGCAAAAGUCCAAAAAGAAAGGAAGUGAAAAUGCGUUCGGCUGUGACCUGAUAGAACAUCUCCAGAAUUCAGGACAAGAUGUUCCUCAGGUUCUGAAGAAAUGUGCAGAGUUUAUCGAGAAGCAUGGGAUCGUGGACGGGAUCUACAGACUGUCGGGGGUCACCUCAAACAUCCAGCGUCUCAGGCAGGAAUUCUGCUCCGAGGCGUGCCCUGACCUUACAAAGGAAGUGUACCUCCAGGACAUCCACUGUGUGGGUUCUUUAUGUAAGCUGUACUUCAGGGAGCUCCCCAACCCUCUGCUCACAUAUGAGCUCUACCGCAAAUUCACUGAAACCGUCUCAGUCCAGGGGGAUCAUGAGAGACUCGUGUACAUUCAGAAGGUGGUCAAACAACUGCCGACCCCUCACUUCAGGACUUUGGAGUUCCUGACUAAGCACUUGGCCCACCUGGCCACAUUAAGCACCCAGACCAACAUGCACACACGUAACCUAGCGCUGGUGUGGGCUCCCAAUCUACUGAGGUCGAAAGACGUAGAGUCGUCGUCCGCCAACGGGGACAUGGCGUUCCAGGAGGUGCGGAUACAGCAGUCGGUCAUCGAGUUCAUCCUAAACCACACAGAGCAGAUUUUCAGCAGUGAUUCUGUGCAAAUCAAACCCAAAGAAGGCCUGAGUUUGAUGUGUGGGGAGAAGUAUGCCACACUCCCAAUGGGCGGCCAGUGUGGGCCCAUGAAGCUGAUGAGUUUGGAAGAGGCCCAGGCCCGCUCCCUCAGCCCGAACCACCCUGUGCACAGAGAGCGUCAGCGAGAGAACAGCCUGCCGGACGCCAACACCGCCUCGCUGUUCCACACCGUCAUAGACGUGACAGACAGCAAGAGACGGGUGUCUGGGAAGUCCAAGAGGUGGAAGUCGAUCUUCAACCUGGGGAGGUCUGUGGACUCCAAGGGGAAACUGAGCCGGAACGGGAGCGUGUUUAUAAGAGCCCAGGGGGGAACAGAAAAGGCAGCUCUGCGUCCAUCCAGGAGCAUGGAGUCCUUGUGCUCCUUGCCCACAGACGAUGACAGGACAGGACACAGUCCAGCUGGCGGAACAGUCAGCGUUUUUGUUCCAGAGGUGAAAUCCAGAACGCUGGGAUCGGACUCGCUCUACGACCUGAGUGAACAUGACCAGAGCUGGGACGUUAAAGAGGCCAAAUCUGGAGGAGCGACCGGCGGCUGGAGCCCCGGCGGGAACCAGAAGGCGUCCCCCGGGGCUCCCGCUGCGCCUCAGAAGUCGCUGCCGGAGCAGCUGAAGGUCUUCAAAGGCGAUGACGUCGGCGGCUACAAGCCCACGUCCCCCAAGAACAGGAGGAUGCUGUACGCGGGCUCGUCGCGGCCCUCCUUCCCGGGCAGCUUCUUCCCGCUGGAGUCCUCGCCGCGGCACCAGCGCCGGGCCGUCAACAUAUCGGAGCCCUUCGCCGUGUCGGUGCCGCUGCGCGUGUCCGCCGUCAUCAGCUCCAACAGCACGCCGUGCAGGGGCCACGCGACUCUGAAAGCCUGUAAAGAGACCUCAGAGCUGGGCAGCAGCAGUGGAAAGAGCAACACCUUCCCCCAAAUGGAGCCGGGCAAACAGGAAGCCAUGGAGAGGAAAAACACAGAGGAGUUGACCUCUAGAGACCCGCCAGGGGAUUUAAGGAAAGAAUUGGUGCCAGAAGGUCAAGGAGAAAAAAGGAUUUUUAAACUGGAACUGUCGUCACUUGCAAAUGUAAUGGGAGGAAAAGAUGCAGCGCCCCCUGCUGGGAAACAGCCCACAGCUCCACACCUGGACAAGGGAUCCUCCUCUGAGCAACAGCUGUGGUCUGAACUGAAGAUAACGGAAACUGACCUGCUGGACGAGGCCUUGGAACCGGCCGUCAGCUCCGGGAGCGGCUGCCGGGGCGCGAGGCUGACCGUGGAUGUCAAGUCCAAGCGAAGCCGCAGCUCCCCGUCCCUGUCUCUGCUGUGCAGGGAUCCGUCUUCUAGUGCCUCACCGGGCGACGGUGGAAGCGCCGCUGGAUCCAACUGUGCGAGGAAGCAGCCUUCAGAGCCGGACAUCGUGUCUCGCCUUCACGGGGACGCGGCCGCGACGGCUCGACCCGUUGACGCUGCCAUUGGGAAACCAGAGAGACUGCAGCGGAGCGCGACGGCCUCGGAUUUACACGAGGCAGGCGAUUCUCCACAGGAAGUGGGUCCAGAUGAAGCUGCGAUUCCUUCGACAGCAGAUGACGAUCAAGCAGCUGGAAAUGAGACGGAUAAAUCGCAAAACCAUGAACUCACUCAAGGUAAAAGCAUCGGUGAGGCAGCAAAGAGCCUGAUUCCUGACGGGGGAGCUGCUCUGAGGCUUUCGCUGAGCUUCGACGACAGACGGAACACUCUGGAGCUUCCGAACCCGGACGACGAUGAAGGAUGCGGGGGCAAUUCCGAGGAGCUGGACCUGGUGGAGCCCUGGGAGGAUGUGAGCUCCGCCAAGCAGUGGGUGACCAGUCCUCUCCACUCGCCCGACGUGGAGGAGCUGCUGAACCAGCUGUCCCCCUUCGGCACGCGCCUGGAAACCGCGCGCCCGCAGGAAGGAACCACUCCGCCUCCUCGGGUCGUCGGCAACAGCGGCCCCCGGACGCCCGCGGGCCAAGCGGAGCCUACGUGGACGCCCUGGCCCCCGGCGCCGUCGCGGGUCGGCGCAAGCGGGGGCGCCGGAAGGAGCAGCGCAGCCAAACAGAAGAGCGCGGCGCCGGCGCCGGCGCACAGGUUUCACAGGCAGACGUCCCACGAGCCCGCUGCCUCCGAGAAGAGGGAGGAGAGAGGCCUGUCUAAGAGCAGGCCCUGCUCCCUCAACCUGGAGCAGGGCUUCAGGUGCAUCCGGGAUAUUUCCAACCAGCAAAACCACAAAUCGUCCGAGAGGGGACCGCAGAACCCGGCCGGGGCCGCCAACAACGGGCCGCCCUCGGAGCUGGAGCUGUUCCUGAGCGACCGGCAGGCGCCUCUGCGGCGGAACUCGGCCCCGGUCAGCGUGGCGUCGGUGCGGACGGCCUUCAUGAUCAAAACGUGCCAGGCCAAAGCCGUGCCCGUCGUGCCCCCGAAGGUGCAGUACAGCCAGAUACCUCACUCCAGGCAGGACGCGGCCAAGGAGCAGGACAGGGAGCAGCCCCGGGCGAGCGCCGACGGGAUGUCGGACCUGAGGGAGGAGCUGGAGAACAAGGAGCCGGCGGAGAAAAGUGCUGAGUCGGAGAAGGGCGCGUCCGGCCCGGAGGGCCCGGUCAUCAAACGACGCCACGCUCCCAGUCUGGAGGUGUUUGUGGACUGUCCCCGACCCAACAGAGGGAGCGUCCUGCAAAGGCCGUCCUUCAGGAACAGGCAGCGGCCUCAGAGCCUCAUCCUGCUCAGCCCGCCCUUCCCCAUCAUGGACUACCCGCCGCCGGGCGACGACGGGAGGCUGCUCUCGCCCGUCAGGAGGGAGAUGGCGGAGAACUUCAGGACGCCGGACGGCAUCUCCGUCCAGAGCAAAAUGACCAUUCCUAAAAGCGGGCAGAGGCUGGAGACGUCCACCAGCUGCUUCUACCAGCCGCAGAGGAGGUCCAUGAUAUUCGACAGCAGGAGCCACAGGCAGAUCGAGUGACUGAUUGUAUGUAAAUAUACACAUGAGAGGAUGAAGCCGAUACUGUAGAUGAAGAGUAUUUAAACUGUACCUUUCUGGGCAGGAAGUGGACGGUCAGGGAGAGCAGACGGAUCAAAUGGAAACUGAGCAGUUCAACAACUAUCAUUUGAUCAAGUAAAGAUGUUAUUUAUCCCAUUAACUAGAAAAAACUUGACACCUAUGAAGUAUUAUACUGCACAUGUAGCCACGGCUCUGUGACACGCUGAUGUCCAUGUGGUUUUAACUGAUAUUUAUAUGGUUUAAUUAUAUUAACACUGUUUAGCCAAAGAAGGAUUCCCAUGUGUGUCUUCAUUUUCUGUAAUUACUUUAUAAUUCACAGCAUUCAUUUUUAUUGGUUGUUUGUUUGUUGGGUUUUUCACAUUAUUGAGAAAUGCGUGUAUCGUGCUAUUAAACGUGAAGUCCUGGAGCUGCCUGACGAUGAGCUGGAGGUUGAUCUGUGCCGAAUGACUCACUGCUCAGACAACGCCGUCGCCAGGUUUUGUUGUUGUUGUUGUUGUUGUUUUACAUUUUACAAACAUCAAAUGGAAAAAAAAAUGCAUUUUGUGUGUGAGUGCGAAUGUGUGCACCAUAGUUUGGAUGGACUGCUCCCUCACUGAUUGUUUGUAUGUUAAUGGAGAUUUCAGUGUUUUUUAUUUGUCUUGUAACUUUUGUAAAGUUGUCGAUACUGAAAAUCACUGACGUGUGUAUUCACAAGUAAACACGUAAAUUGUGUCUGUUGGGGUGAGCAUUGGGUUCAACUGGCUUCAGACCUGAAGUCAUGUAUAUAAAACACUUGAGUUUUGUUACAACAAAAGGUUUUGAGAAUAAAAACUGAUUCCAGUCAUAGCA